AUGUCAAACUCAGCGACAUUAAGUGAAUUGAAUGUCAUACAGACAUUAGAACAAGCCGGGAAUCCUCAGCAGGCCGGGUCUCAGGUGCAAAAGCUUGCUGAAUCUCAAUUAAAACAGUGGGAGGUUCAAUCUGGGUAUCACUUUCUGUUACAAACCAUUUACUUGGACUUAUCAAACUCUUUGCAAACCAGAUGGCUUGCAGUCAUCCAAUUCAAAAAUGGGGUGGACAAAUAUUGGAGGUCUACAAGAGUGCAUUGUAUAAAUAAAGAUGAAAAGGCAUCCAUUCGAACUAGAUUGUUUGAUAUGAUAGAUGAACAGAACAACCAAUUAGGCAUACAAUACGCUCAAGCGACCGCCAGGAUCGCACGUCUUGAUUUCCCAGUGGAAUGGCCUAAUCUUUUUGAGACAUUGAAAUCUUUAUUAGAGAAUGAUCAUGUGAAAAAGGAUAAUAUUAAAGUUUAUAAUAUCCUCACAUAUAUAAACCAAAUAAUCAAGAUUUUGGGCACUGCGAGAAUCGGCAGAUGUAAACCUGCAAUGCAAAGUAAAGUUCCAUUAAUCUUUCCAUUAAUCGUUAGAAUAUACUUAGAAUCAUUCGAAGAAUGGACUAGCGCAAAUUCCAUUGACACAGAAAAUUUAACGAAACUACAAGUUUGUUACUUGUCCCUUAAGGUUUUAAGGAGAAUUGCAUGUGAAGGUUAUGAAUACCCACAGAAAGAUCAGUCUGUUUGUGAAUUUAUGAAACUAACAAUCUCUCAUUUUGAAUUAUUACUAGAAAACCAUCAAAAUUUUAAUAAACUUGACAUCUAUGAGAAGUUUGUUAAAUGCUAUGGAAAAUUAUAUUUUAAUUUAGUAACAAACUCACCAGCAAACUUUAUUUUAAUUCCUUGCUCGACAAAUAUAUUGGUGUCUUACACAAAACUAUUAUUUGAGAAGGCUGCCAUAGUAUAUCAAGAAAAUGCAGAUGUGACUGGUGAUUUCUGGGAGAAUACAACCAUCAGAGGGUUCCUUAUACUAAAGAAAGUGAUCAACUUUAUUACAAAGAAAAGUGUCAUCACACUAAAGGCUAGAAAUGACAAAGCAAGCGUAGAGACCUCAAUUAAGAAAAUGAAUACCGAAUUCCUAAACGAAACAUUGAUCAAGAAUUUAAUAGACGUUUGUAUGAAUUGGUACUUAAAGCUAAGACCUGCUGAACUUGAAAAUUGGUUCAUCGAUCCUGAGGAAUGGAUUAACGAACAAAUGGCGGCAAGUUAUGAGUAUCAAAUCAGACCGUGUGCUGAGAAUUUUUUCCAAGAUUUGAUUAAUUCAUUCCCUGAACUACUCGUCCCAUAUUUAUUGAACAAGAUUGAAAAUGAUGCUUCGCAUCUUUCAAAUGACCUGGACGGUUUUUUAAAGAAAGAUGCAAUUUAUACUACGUUUCAACUUAGUGCCGCUGCUGUAAGCGAAAUGGUGGAUUUCGAUAGAUUGUUAGUCCAAAUAUUUCUACCAGAAGCGACAAAUAAUUCUAUUCCAAGAGAUCAAGCAAGAAUAAUUCGUAGAAGAGUGGCUCUUAUUAUUAAUGAAUGGUCCACUGUCAAGUGCUCUGAAGAAAGUAAAGCUCUCUGUUACAACUUUUUUAAUGAUUUGCUAAUAGGUGAAGACGAUAAAGUUGUAUUACUAACAGCAAUUCAAUCCAUUAGAACGAUGGUUGAUGAUUGGGACUUCAAUAAAGAUACAUUUGAGCCAUUUUUGAUAUCAAUUGUUACACACCUUCUCAGAAAAAUUUUACCGUCUGUUUCUUUGACCGAGACGAGAAUGUAUGUCCUAAACACGUUAAGUGAUAUAAUCAUUCAAACAAAGCCAUUGAUUAACAAGGAUCUGUUGGUAGAAAUAUUGCAAAUUGUACCUAACCUAUGGGAAAUUGCAGCAAAUCAUACUUCCGAAUCUAUUCUUUCCAAUUCUUUGUUAAGAUUAUUAAGAAAUUUGGCCGGAUCGUUAGGUUCUUACUCAUACUUGACGUGGGAUAUCGCAUUACCAAUUAUCUCAGUUGCAUGUAACCCUAGUUCUUCACAUUUCCAUUUAUUGAACGAAGAUGGUUAUGAACUUUGGGCAUCCCUGCUCCAAAAUUAUUCACCAAAAGAACAUGGAUUUGAUAGAAAGUUCAUCGAAUUAUUACCGUACUUGGAGUUUGGCGUGGAAUCUCAUACCGAAGUGUUGACAAUAUUAUUAGAAAUCAUUAAAAGUUACAUGUUGAUAUUAACCCAGGAAGAAAUAUUUGCUUGUCAAUCCUUCCAAAUAAUUUUCAGUGAAAUUUCUAAAUUUCUAUUGAAGUUAAGAGAAGACGCCUUGCAAUUAAUUCUUGAAAUUUGGGAAAUUAUGGUACUAGCUAAUGAAUCAGACUAUGAAAAUAUUUUGUUAACAAAUUUCUACAAAGCUGGAAUAUUAUCUGCAUUAUUUGAUUGCAUAUUUAAAGAGGAGUCAUUAUCAGCACAUCAAUGUGGUCAACUUUUACAGGUGGUCUCUAGGAUAGCAUAUGUAAACCCAGGUGCCUUACUAGAAUUCUUAUCUAACUACCAGCAGCAAAUACCGACAUCGAAUGAAAAUGCAAACUUACCAUUAUUAGAGAGAAGAAUCGUCUACAAGGAUAUGCCAUUUGAAGACCUUAUUAGAAAAUUAAUUUCUAUCUGGGUUGUAUGCCUUAAGGAUGUGUACGAUCCAAAGGCUAAGAAAAUCCAUAUUUUAGGUAUCUCUAGUUUACUAAGAGGUAAAAUGAUUGUUGUCCUAACUGAAUUUGAAACCAUUGUAUCACUAUGGAUAGAAGUCUUGGAAGAGAUUAAUGAGACCAAUGAUGGUGAUUGUGAAAAGUAUCAUUUGAAUGAUAUUGUUACUGAACAAUCCAUGUCAUUUUACCCUUUAACUUCUGAACAACUGAGACAACAUGAAUUGAGUAAGAAUAAUGAUCCAGUUCAUAAUAUCAGUUUAAAGGAAUUCAUUGAACAAACUUUAAGAUUCUUAGAAGAAUUUUUGGGUACACAAGGUUACAAUGAACUUUUAUCAAAUGUCAAUAUCAAUCUCUUGGAAAACCUAAAGCUCUUUUUGUCUUUAAAGAAAUGA
This is a messenger RNA of Naumovozyma castellii, 3090 nucleotides long. RefSeq names its product karyopherin KAP120 (gene KAP120). Lineage: Eukaryota; Fungi; Ascomycota; Saccharomycetes; Saccharomycetales; Saccharomycetaceae. The record is from RefSeq and is a predicted model, not a curated record. The transcript has a single exon. The coding region runs from base 1 to 3090 and encodes 1029 amino acids.